UCAAUGGCUUCCGCCACUACACAAGCUGGUUGUCACAAAUGCACCUUUGGACUUGAUCCGAUAUGUGUACAACAAGGACCCUGAAGCUUUGAAUGCGGACAUCAUUCAUGAUGCAUGCAGGUUCGUCCCAUUGCCAAGUGAUGUCCUUGACUUGCUGUUGGAACUAGCGGGACCAGAGGCAUUCCCCACAAAAGACAUUGCUUCGGCAAUGCAUCAUUUCUUGGAUAACUUGCAAGAUAUAUUCAAUGAUGAACGUUUGGAUCAGUUUGAAUUGUUUGAGCAUCUCUAUUCCAGGUUCCCAAAGGCAUUGGUGUAUAUUGAGGCCCCAAACAAGUUGAGUCCGUUUGCAACUGCCAUCCAGAUGGACUUCCCUGGCUCCCACAAGAGUUUCAUGAUAAGCCAUAUUCCACGGAGCACAAGACACCUCGACUUUGGAGAGUAUUGUCCAUAUGAAGAGGACGAUUUCGAUUACAAUGAGGAGGAAUGUGUAGGUUUCGAUACCACCUCCGAUGCUAUGGCUUCCGGGCUAAAUAGAAUGACGGAUCUACAAAGCCUGCGGUUGAAGAUUUGCUAUCAAGAUGAAAAGUUGAUAGAUCCUGUUUGUAACCUGAUUACUGCUGGGAAGUUGGAGUUUCUUGUUGUCUCUGCUACGCCGCAAAAUGCAGAUGAAGACCCUCCAAGCAGCCUCUUUUCCCCUAUUUUUGACUCCAUCAAAGGAUCCGCACUACUGGAGUUUGGGCUUCUUGGCCUCCAAGACAGCAACUUGGCAUGCUCAUACCAGGAUCUCAUCCUUGAGAUUCUAAAGAGCAAUUUCACCUUGAGGCAAACUCACAUCAGUGCCCUUCCUGCAUAUGAAGAUUGCUCCAAUAGAUCCAAGAAACAAAGAGAUAUUGAUUACUACACAACACUCAACCGAUAUGGAAGGUCUCUGGUGCGACACCCAGAAACACACUGGAUAGAAAUUUUUGAUAAUCUGGCACAAGCAGCCCAGCGAAGUGAACCAGAGCAUCCCACAUGGACAUCAGCCGUCCCGGUGCUCUAUGGGCUCUUAAGGGAAGCACCUGGAAAAUGGAGUGUGUCGGCUGGGGUCGAACAGGUUGCCCGACCCAGAGGAAACCCCAGACUGUCACUCAAACGAAAAGCUUCACAUUCCCUGGAUAGAAGAUCUCUGGGUUGAAUGAACACGGUCGCCUUUUAUGAGUAUUGUAACAAAUAGAGAGUUGGUAUCUGUA
This is a messenger RNA of Seminavis robusta, 1232 nucleotides long. NCBI's taxonomy places the organism in Eukaryota, Bacillariophyta, Bacillariophyceae, Naviculales, Naviculaceae. The record is from the annotation of a GenBank genome assembly.